Molecule: messenger RNA, 11749 nt
Organism: Spirometra erinaceieuropaei
Lineage: Eukaryota; Metazoa; Platyhelminthes; Cestoda; Diphyllobothriidea; Diphyllobothriidae
Source: the annotation of a GenBank genome assembly
AUGGUCAACCUGGAUGUCUCUGAGUAUCACUACAUUGACGAUGUCCUCUCAGAUUUGAAAAUAACACCAACUGAUGCCCAGAUAACUAUUCCACGCUACUACGUUCAAGAUGCAUGGAAAGUCAUUCAAGAUCGUGCUGCAUUUUUGAAUACAAUUAGAACUAAUUUUGAGGGAGAAGCGAAGGAGGUAUGAGUGAGAAUCUAUUUAUAUCUCAAAAAUCAGAGAAGUCAAGCUUAGUUAACGUAAAUUCUAAGAUUUUGUAAGAUAAAAUACUGUAUGAUGCUGAAACAACUCCGCGUAACUAAAGAAGUUGUUAUAAUCAUACCAACUUCAGACUUGCUUAUUCUUUUCUAUCUGCUUUAGGGAAGCACUAAUAGCGUAAGGACUAAGUCAACAAUAUCGGAACUGUAAAUGAAUAAUUAUGCAAAGAAUUUCGAGUGACGUGUAAAAAAUUGAUUAGAUAUAACAUUAGGAGCACAUAUUGUCCUUAACACUCUCUUCUUCGAAAGUUGUUCAUUUGCAAUAUACUACCACGCUAUAGACCCUGAAAAUCACUGAGUUCCACCGCUCCGGGCGCUGUAAUUAUUCUCAAAGCCUCGUUUUAUUGUCUUUGCUGGCAUGUUUGCUCCACGUCUUUUAUAGUGAAGCUUAAAUAAAUAUUUGUUACUCUCAGAUAGCGUCGAAAAUUCCAAAUUUCUUGGGUGAUUUCCUAAACUUUUUGGAUAAUUUUACUGACUUGUAGUGCUGCCUCUAUUAUUUUGUACACUAUGAGUGUCAUAUCACAGGUUCUUUGCGCAUUAUAAGGAGGAAACUCUAAUGCCCAUACUUGACGCGGUCCUGCUUAUCCAAAGGCAUGAGCGUGCUCGACAAGGUCGAUUGAGAGCCAAAUUUAUGAAGGAAAUAAGAGAACAAGAAGAAGCUGAUGCAAAUCUCACAACUGAAACAAAAGCUUUACCGAACCCAAAAGAUGCAGCAAUCUUGAUCCAAAAGGGGAGUAGGUUUCUUGGUUUGGUAACUGUUUUAAUUACUGUUGGUAAAAAAAUACCUGACCUGAGGCCGUGCGUAUGUCCACUUAAGUAUUGUCUCCUAUCUUAUUCAUUAUAGACAUGGCGGGCCCACUUAGCCAGGAGAUACACACAAAAAAUGCGAACGGACGAGUUCAUAUGGCUCGGGAUGGUAAUAUCUUGUCGGCCUGUGUAUUCUUUUAAAACUCAUUCUCAAUGUUACUCCUGGUCUUUUUUGAUACAAUUGAAACCACCAAAGGAUGUGUUAUGGAGGAAUAUGUUUGCCUGCAUUAUAGGCUGUAAACUAUUAUAAGGUAUAAUGCGGAAAUCUUCCCAGAUUCACUUCAGUUCAUGAAGACUUUUAGUUUAUUCAGCUCAUAGUCUUUAAGCUAAAAAAAUUACACUCAAGUAAAAUUUUGCGAUACUUGUAGGAACCUCUAAAUCCGCAUUAUAUUACUACCGUGACUGGUCCCACAAAAAUGGCCAAGAGGAUUGAGGGACUUCGACGUAUCGCGCAAGCUAUGAAUGCACAGGAGUAUGAACAGGCCCUGGUUGCAAUUAAGGAGAAAAUUCGCCAAAAUGAAGGUGUGGAGAUGCAGGACAGAAUGCAAGAGCAGAUUCGCCAGUGGUUUCUGGAAUGCCGGUGAGAAAUUUAUAAAGUGUUUGUUUUAGUAAAUUUUCAAUGCUCUACUCUAUUUGGGAUCUUAUUCCCAAAUACUAAACGCUAUUUUGACAGCCACCGUUUAUAACAGAUAUCUGUUUGAAAACUUUCAAAGAACAUGUAACUAAUCUGUGAACAUACUUACUCUAUUAUUGCACAUCAACGGCUCAAUUUUCCCUGAAGUGUUCAGUUUACCUUGUAGGUAAAACCUGUUUCAUGCAACAUACAAUGAGGGUUUAUUGUUAGCAAACCAAAACAUAAAGAGAUUUGUUACUAUAAAACACUGACAUUGUUUUUUGGCUAAACUUUUUCCGAUAGUUUAUCGAAAUUUACUUUUUAUAGUUUUGAAGGGCCUAGCCCUUGUAUGAAAAUAAAUGUAAUGAAGGAUUCGUUUCCCCGGACACAUAAGUUGCUCCGAGGCGUAUACUUUAAAAAUGAGCAGGUUUCUAAUAAGGAUGUCAGGUUAACAAUUAUUAAGUUUGUCUUCAGAGGCAGAAACAGAUUCGACUUAGUCACUUUUUCCUGCGGUCAGCAAUUCUUACUCCACUCUGCGUGAACACCGAGUACACCACGUUACAAAAUAUUUUCUUCAACAAAAUAUGACCUAAAAAGCACACCAAAUGACAUCUCUAUAACUUACGCAAUUAGUCACUGUUUAAAGACUUUGAUAUUCUAAUGCAUUAAUCCUAAAAUCGGGCAGUAUCUGACACCUUUGUAAAUGAGUUUUAAGAAGACACUAAUAGGCGUCCGUGACUCUGACGAGAUCCGAAAGAUGUAUGAACAGGAAUGACAUCAACGUAGCAAUUUGCUUUAUUUGGGUUUCAGGCAAUUUGUCAGUGAUAAACAUCUAUCUACAUAUUUAUGCCAAAAUCUCCCAAACACCGAGCAGUGAACAUUUUUUAAGAAAAUCCCCGAAAUAAAUAACAGAACACACCAAUAUAUUUCAGAAGUUACUUCUUUGAGAUAAAACUUUCGAUUUUGCGCUGAAUGCUCAUUUUACUUGUCCACUCAAGCCGAACACUAAAAAUUGCUUAUCAUGCUUUUAUAAUGUCAAAACAUACAUUACAUAUUAAAACUUGUCUGAAAUGCUUCUCACUUUUCGUUACGUGAUGGACUAUUUCUUCCUGCUGAAUAAUAUGGAACAGUGAAUAUUUUCUUCAAAAAUCACGUUUAUCACCAACAAUUACGUUCAUGCUACGACGACUAUUUUUGCGCCUUUUUCUACAUUAUCGAAUUUUCUAUAAAGACCUUUUAAUGCCUUAACUAUAUUUCUUUGAGCCUUCUUCUGCAGUUUGUUAACCUGCUUUUGAAAUUGCAUAUCCGUCACAUAUUCUAUCGUUCUUUGUUAUCGAUUGUCCCAGAGAUGCCACUGGAAAGUUCCCCGACUAUCCGAGCGAGGAAGCAGGCGGAUCUCUUUGGGUCUUCAAACAAAAACCUCCCGAAAUGUUAGCUGCUGAAGAGGCCGCUCGAGUAAAUUUCAAAUUUUUAAAUUUAUGGUAUUAUUUAAAAUUAAAAGGCUCCGUGUGAGCAUUUUUAUAUACAGUAUGUAUGCUAAUUUAUGAAAUAUUAACGAAAAUUCUGAAAUGCGUUUUCGUUUCGAGAAGAUUAGUUAACUAGGGUUUUAAAAUUAAUCGUGAUGUAGAACGAUUCUUUACUAAUUCAGUUUCCUUGGAAUGCUGUUAUUCGAACAAACUUCAGUACGGUCACAUGAAAAAACCAUGCUCAGUAGAAAAUGGCUACUUAUAUGACAUGGAUUUCUUCUGUGUUUUUUCACCCCCUUAAAAAUUCAGUUGUAUUAUGUGGGAAACAUGCAUAUAAAUACUCACUCUUUUACUCAUUUGGUAGAAAGUUACAUCUUGUUCCAACUUUAUAUUCGAAGGAAGGGUAUAAUUCGGUUUUGGAAAGUUUCUUAUUAUGAGAUUUUUCGAUAUCGUGAAAUGUCCGUUCUUAAAACAUCGUGUCUCUGCAUUUGGUAAUGUGGCUUGUAAAGUUCACAAUGUGGCUAAAUUUUAUAAAACUCAUAUGGUCUCCUCCUUAUACCAUGGAAAAAUGUAUGGUUUGCCGUAUGCAGAAAAUAUACGGUUUGUGGUUUGCAAACCCCGAACGCAAGUGUAACGGCAGUUCGGGUUCAAAAUUAUUCGGGAAUUGGAAACGUUUUUAAAAACUGGGUUAUACCCUUCCUUCGAGUAUAAAGUUGGAAGAAGAUGUAAUUUUCUACCGAAUAAGUAAAAGACUAAGUAUUUUAUGCAUGUUUUCCACAAAAUAUAAUUGAAUUUUUAAAGACAUCGAAAAUCAAUGAAAAAGUUAAUGUCAUAUCAGUAGUCAUUUUUGCUGAGCAUGGCUUUUUCAUGCGGCUGGACAGAGGUUUGUUCGAAAGUCAGCAUCCCGAGGAAACCGAAUCACUAAAGAAUUAUGCUACAUCAUGAUUAGUUUUAAAGCCUUUUUAAGUAAUCCUCUCAAAAAGAAAACGCAUUUCAGAAUUUCGGUUAACAUUUCAUGAGUUAGCACACCUACUGUAAGAAUACAACAUGGAUUUUAGGUAUUCAUGAAGUCACCUUAGAUGCCGUUUUACCCGUCACAUAUGACAGGCAGUCGAAAUCCGUGCAUAAAUUCUGACCCAAGACAUAAGGGCCUUACGAAGAGAAGAAGAACUACCGAAAAUCACUAGUAUGUAUUCCAAUUUUCUUUAGAAUCGUGAAACUUUAAAAUGCCUUGAGUUUAAAAACAAUGAAGUUCAACUGCACAGUUAAGGAGAAGAAAUUAGUAAACUGGGGGUCGGACGAUUUCUCCAACCUUAUUCUUAUCUUUUACCUAAGAUAAGAUCGCUUCACAUAGUUCUUCUAAACGAAAGGUACAAUACAUUGGCUCUUUAUAUCCUGUCUUCAACUUUUUAAUUUUAAAGCUAGCAGCUGAACUAAAAAAGAGGGAGAAGGAAAAAGCGAAGGUCGCAAAACCGGCGACUCAAAAGAAGAAAAAGGUUCGUUGUCUUCUUCAUUCAUCCAUAUUUUGAUUAAAGUUUUGCAUAUUUAGCCUUAAACGGCAGUCUGCACAGUACUAUAAAAGGCUGACACAUUCAAAGUAUAAUAAGGGAUUUCAUUAUUUUUAAUUCCUUUUCCCUGAUUAUAAGUGAUUUUGUUUUUUUUGAUUAGAGGUAUGAAAAAGCUGAGAGUAUUUUAGAAAAAUAGCCAUGCUGUACGCAGUAUCCGCCGGGAAAACUUCACCAUUUCACUUUAAAAAAAUCAUAAACAGGUAGCAAACUGCGAAAGUUUUCCUGUCCUUUACAUAGAAAGCAGUGGCAAGUGAGUUAUUAUUCUUUCUUAUUGUUAAUUUGUUGUAAUGCAUUACCAGGAGACGGCAAGCCUAUCUAAGGCCGUGGACGACAGACAUAUGACCACAUGUAUUCAUUAAAAUCCAUAGAGCAGGAGGGCUUUAUCGAUAACGACGUACUGUUUGUCUGUUAUUUCAUCCGGCCAUGCGAGUCAUGCCUCUUUAAACACAGCUCACAACAUGAAGUGCGCUGUCCAUGCGUUCUAGAGAACCCGAUGUUUUAUCACCAGUACAGGCUGCAGUGAACGAUACUCGUGUAUCCAAAUGAAUCACAUUUACUACCGUUUGCUGAUAGGCCGCGUAGUCCCGAGUGACUCGGAGGAUGUUGACACGUUCCGAAGGCUUCUUUCAUGCACGGGAUCCUCCGCUAUUACCUGGGCCCUUUUACUACUCCACUUAUGGCCUUUCGACACAUCCCCUUUUCUCGACAAAUGCAGUUAGGCAUUCGUCAGCUCUGAAGACUUCUUGGAAAUGCGCAAUUGUGUCAUUGACUGAAGAGUUAUAUUUUGACUCGCGCUGGACCAAUGCAGGGGCUAGGUCAGAGUCCGGUAGGCGUUAUUGGAAAUGUGUACCCGUAACAAAUACCAAUAUUUCUAAGGCAAGAUCUUACUUUGUAGUCGUACCAGGAAGGGAUUAGGGGUUAGGGUUAGGGGUGAGGGGUUGUGGUUUGAAUUGGGGUUAAGGGUUGGAGUUAGGGUGGGGCUUGUCAACUGCAGGUACGGCUACGAAAUGAGACCCGACCAUUCUUAAUGCGACGGCACGACGAGUUGCAGGCAUACCCGCACCAGUUAGGAUCCGAGCCGCCCCCUUUUUGCUGUUGCGUAAAAUGCUGGCCGGUGUACAUCGUGGGCCAGGGGACGUGGUGGUGCGUCUAAGCGUGUGUUUUCGCCAUGCUAGCCACCUGCGCCCUCUCCCGCCUCUGGUCUUUUUGACUCUGUCUUGACACCAGAUCCAGGUGGAGGAUAAGGAGAGAGAGAGAGAGAGAGCGCGGUAGGUGCUGCAAGUCUUCUAUCGCUAUAAAUUAAUUCGCGCGCACGUUGCCGUCCUUGCUCUCAUCCUGCUGUGGAGCGACGGUGGUCGGAGCUUCGUUACUGCUAUUAUAGCUCUAUCUGUGCAGCUUGUUGGCAUUUCUUCCUACAUUAGCUCUUUUCAGGUUGCCACUGGGUUGGCGUUAGAUGAAGGCGUCAAGGCAUAAGUAUUAGCCUCCCACUUUCCACCUAAAGCCUGCCGAGUACUUGGGUGGGGUGUGGGGUGAUGCUCCUUCUAUGUUCCGCCUGUGCCUCUUACAACGGGUGGGGCCGGAGUUUCGCUGGACCAACACGGGAAAGCAGGCCUAGAGUAGGGCACACGUUACCGGGCUGUGCAUCCACGGUAAAUGUCCUACGUGCGGGGUGCGACCGCGCGUCUAGACGCAGGCUCACGUCGCGCCAGCCAACUGCAAUCAAUCCCGUCUCCAAACUUCUUGACUCUGCCAUGACAUCGGGUACUGGAAGGCGGGGGAGGAGAGAGUGUGGUAGAUGUUGCAGAGGUCCUCCACAACCAUAAACUAAUUCACGCGCAAGUCACCAUCCUUGCAUCUAUCCUUCUGUCCGGAAUACGGUGGAUAUCGUUGAUAAAAAUGGUCAAGCUAUCAUGUGUAAUCAAUAUAUUGCAUACUGUCUGCUGCAUAUGCAGACAUUGGCGGUUAUUUUACAGAAGCCGUUUGUAUCUAAUGGCAGAUUUUAAUUUAAAUUUCCAGGUCGACAUCUCUCCAUACUUCUCCGUUGAUAUUCUGCGGAAUCAUUAGCAGAUCAUGUAUGAAAAUAGCAGAGGGUUUUAAUAAGGACGCAUGUAGACUGACACAGCGCUGUUUUGAGUUCAUCCCUGACCAAAAUCGGGGCCAGGGUUACAAAUAUGCGCGCACAUACGGUGCAGAUGCUAUUUGGAUGUGCUUUAUCAAAUGGUAAUAAGCACUUCACCGAACAUAUGUUCGUCGGUGUCUCGUUAUUUGACAAUUUCUGUUGCCGCAGAUUGUGUGUACGCAAGGAACAGGCGUACGCUGUCCCAGUGACUUCACGAACCAAGAACGUUUCAAAUAGUUUACAGGGGUCACCGGCGGGCAAUUAUCGAUCAGGCCGAGCUCAGCCAUAACAAUAAAAGUCGCUAUCGUGACCCAGUUGGAUCUGAUCGUUCGUUGAUUGCUCGGCGCCUCUGCCAUACAUUUAUGUCUCGUUUUCUUUGGAAAGUUAAUGGAGCGGUGCGUACCUAUUCAGGUAGGAACAUAUGCAAAUAUACAAAAAUUCUACCGAGGAAUGGAAGAACGGAUAGUAAUUUCUAGCAAAGUGAACGGUCAGGCAUUAGCUCAAGACUCGCCACUCCCAGUCUUUGGGUACGAAUAAGACGCUAACCGUUCUUAUAUGUUAGGGUCUGCCUGAGGGUAAACAGGGGAUGGAAUAUAGAUUUCUGCCUAUUCUUAGAAUUAAAAAAAUAAUGAAGUAUGUAUUUUUUUGUCGUUUUCGGCUUCUUACUGAGAGGAAAUUAGCUCUCCAUUUCGUACCUAUCAGAAGAUGGGCCGUGUUAGAUGCGCUGACCCCAUUUUCCUUACUAUUUGUUUGCGUAACGGUCUAAUGAGUAAGAUUUUGUGCGGCCCCUGAUCCACUUUUUAUUCUUAAAAGGACAGAGAUUAAGUCGUUUUCCUUCAUGUCAAGCCUCAGUGUUGUAAGACAAUAAACAUUUUGCACAGGAAGAACCCGAGGGUUGGAUGAUAGGACCAUCUGUUUUCCUCGAAGGCCUUCAGAGUGGUUGCAGUGAAUACGAACGUACGUCCCAGGCAUUUAUAAAAUUCUUAUUGUGAUGUUACCUUGUACACUGUCUCAGUCAUUUUCCCGUCCCUAAGCGCUAGGAAAAAAUCCUCGAGAAAUCACUACGUUGGCGGCACUUCCCCUGCUCAAAGCGUUUUGGGGGAAAUAAGCCUACCCCUAGACUCCAAUGUUUGAAGCUUCAGUAGCAACGGAGCAUAUGAAAACCUGCAGCAUCUAUGAGGUUAUGGGACGAUAGUGAUUACAGAUAUAGGGUAAUCCCCCUGCAACGCAUCCGAUUUCCACAUGCUAUUUUCCCACCAAGCCAGAGAGCCGAAAACAGACUUCUCUAACCGAUGUCCCAGUUCUCAAGGGGAAAACGGAACUUUUAUGAACUCAGUGGGACACCAGUGUCGAUUUAAUCGCUUCUAGGAUCUUCAUGUGAAUCAUCCUAUGGUGAAUGACGAUUUGCGACACACGAUAAACCUGCAGCCAGCUGGAUAGAUUCGAAGGUUAAUACAACUUUCGUAAGUAACAUACGCCUCAUAAAAUGUAAACUGAUAUGCUGAAGUAUGGUAUUAGUUGGAAAGGGUUACCUGGGUGGGGUUGUGAUAUUGACUAUCAUGCAACAUAAUUCCAAGAUGUUUCAGUUGCAUUAGGAUGCCGACGUUUGAAUGCGCAUUCUUUCGACUGUCAGCAAACAUCGCAUUUAUAGAUGACUACUUGGACAGUACGUAUUUUUCCGUUGCUUUGUGGUGCUCUUGCAAAUCCUUACCUAAUUUAUAGAAAGCAUACUCAAAAACACUAUUUCCUAUAUAUAUAUAUUUUGUGAUAUACUAUAUUCGACCCAAAGUUUCUUUUAAAAGAUACCCUAUAGUUUAUUUUGAAAACGUUAUCCAAUCACGGGAUAAUUUUGAAUUUAACCUGGUGUUGCACUAUUGUUUAGGGUAUUUAAACUACAAUCCGCACACUUCCCAUCUUUUUGAUCUCCUCAGAAAUUUAUACGUUAACUGAGAGUAAAUCAGUCAAAAUGAAGUUUUGUGGGCUUAAUCCGAAAUCUGAUGUGAAUAUUUGAGCUAAAAUCUAUCGGACUCAGCGAGAUAACCGCGAAAUAUCUGUAAACUUCCCACAGCCAGUCAGUAGUACACACGGGCAUUAUCUAGUACCUAUUCGACUAGUAUGGAAACGCAAUACAACAUUAUACACUUUCCAUUAAAUAAAAAUAUACCUUCCCCUAUGCAACUAAAGAAGUAUUAUAUAGGGCUCAUAAAAUUGUAUGCCUGUCCUCCAUGAAAUAUGUCCGGACCUAAAAGGGCGUACCACAAUUCUGCUCAUUUUAAGACUUAUUUUUGCAGGUUGUCGGAAUGGACGCGCAUUUAACAGACAGCAUCCUAUUUUGACUAAGAUAUUUUGAGAUUAGUCUUCCUGAUAGUCAAUACUACAAUCUAACAUAAGCAAUUAUUUUUAGUCGAUAUCAUAUUUCGGAAUUUCAGUUAGCAUCUCAUGAGACAGGCCAAGUACAUUAACUGCAUCUUGACUCUCCCAAAAAUUAUGUUACGUGCGACAUGUCCUCAACACGACAUAAGGACCGCGUCCGGUGCUGCUUUUUAGAGAUGGCAGUGCGUUGAAAGGGAACUCGGAUCUUUAGACCACGAGAUGGACACGGUAGCUGACUGGUCAAAUACCACUGCACUGGUUAACAUAGCGGGAUACGGAACGGGUAAAAUGGAUACCUAAAAGGACAAGUUAGAUUAUGGCAACAGUUUUUGGCUUGUCAGUCGUUUUCAACCAGCCAUACCUCAACUCAUGUUUAAUAACGUGACCAGUGAAAGCCCCUUUAUCGAUGGCAUUUACGAUAUUUACGCACAGAAAAGGAUCCUAAGCCAUUACCCUUUUUGUUAUUUCCUAAGACUAAGACAGUUUCCCCCGUAAACGUUCUCCUAAUUCGAGUUAUGUACGAGUAGUUAUACUCAGUCGUUCAGCCGAUAAAAUGCACCCUGCGACAAUUAUGAAGGGUUAUUUAACGUCUGUGUAUCAUUUACAUCUUGAUGUAGUCAGCCCCAUAAUCAUAGUUACGGUAAAUUUUUCUUCAAACUUUAGGAUGCGGAUACCCCCAAGUAGAAGUACCAGCUUGAACUAUUCAUUUAUUUAUGGGUAAUUUUUAAAACCAUCUGGUAGUGAAUUAGGAAUUAAAAUUUGUUAUCAGCCGCGCCUGGAAGAUCAUCUUAGGAAAUCUGCCUUUUCAAUAUUUGACAAGGGUAUCCUUCUUGCUGAAACAUUGUUAUUUUUGGGUCUCCAUCACCCUUACUUCAAGCGCAUUUACUGCCCCUUUUUAGAAUUGUGGAAAUAUCGCGACGAGAGCAAUAAUUUCUUCCAGAGACACGAGGAAGAACUGAUUGAAGCAGACAAGCGGGCCGAGCUUGACUUGGAAAUUCGCGUUCAUGUGAGUGCCUCCAUUCCAAUCUUUUGUCAACAAGCUAAUGCACGUGAUCACCAAAAUACGCAUCUAGACUUCGGUUUAGUAAAUUUGUUGAAAGAGGAAUCGCUGUCAGAUCAAUUUAAGGUAUCCCGAGCAUACUAGUGCCUCCUACGUCAAGAUCUCACUUUCUGUUUGGAAUGUCGUUUCCUCCGCAAAUUUCCUGAGGACGAUCGGUUACUAAAAUGAAGGUUACUUCAGGUCCUGGGUUUCUUUAGCACAUGUAUGUGGCUGGAUAUUAUAAGAAAAUUAUAUCAGCUAUGAUAAAAAUCGUUUCAAAAAACUCCCUGCUGAGAUUAUCUGCCUUAUUCGACGGAGAAAAAAAUCCCACAAUUACUGAGACGUGACUGACCGUGGCUGACCGAUGCUUUGAAAAUUCUGGACACAAACAAGGCCGUACUCAUAGAGACCUUUGACUUCACUCUUUCUCGGGCUUCACUAUCUCUUACGCAACCCAGCCAGUCACUCGAAGAUUCGUUUAAUGAAUAAGGCUGACUUUUCUCGGGAAUACCCACCAAAGCCCAAAAAAUACUUUUCCAAAAACUUCUAAAAGUGCUUUGCUUAGAAUUCGGAGGUAUUUGGAUUAAAAAACCACUAAAGAUUUUUCCGACAGACAAGUUAAUUCCUGUCAUAUUCGUUGGGGCAGGAUAUUUUAUUCAGAAUGCUAUGCAGUACGCCUCCACCAACACUCCUUUCCAUUCUACUACUACUAGGUCGAUGAAUUAAUGCGCCAAGAGCUGCGCAACUUGAAAAUUGCCAUAGACAAGGAAAAGCAGAAGCGGAUUCCAAAAAAGAAACCCAAAAAGCAGAAGGGGAAGAAGAAGGGCAAAAAGGGGAAGGACCUCACUCCUGACCGGUAAGUUGUUGGAGUUGUUUAUCGUGAGAACGAAUUGCCACUGAUGGACCACAUUGCAGCAGGCGAAGAAUCAUCCGUUUAUUCCCGUUUCUUUGUAUUGUGGUGGGUAAUCAAACAACCUCCCCCGCAGCGACUUUUUGGCUGAAAUUUGUUUCACUUCACGGCAGGAGCUCCUUCGUCCCAUGAUCAGAUGUCGGAUGGUUUUUUUAGGUCUGUGAGCAAGGUCAACUCCUAGCUGUUUUAAGAGACAGUGACGGCCUCAAAAACGGCGUAACUGUACGGAAAUAUCCACCAGACUCUUGGUUGUUGCUUGAAUCGUCUCGGCUUGCCUUGGAGUGUUUAUCGCGUUCGAUAAAAUUGUGGGAAGGCCCGUUUGUCAUACGAAGCCUUUGGAGUUAGAGAAGUUCAAAAAUUUUUUCGCCUGGCCCUUUGAUGUUUGUUUGUUUAACUUUGCAGGUAUUUCGAACAGGGCUGUGUUUGAAGUAAACGGAUGCCUCUAGUGGUAGCUUAUGAGUCGCCGCAUUUAGGUAGCCUUCCCAUAAAUUAUUUUAGGCACCCUUUAGACUUUCGAUUGACGAGGACGUCCAGGACCGCCAGAUGGUCACUGUUCUCUGCGUCUACUGUAAACUGGGUGUCCGGGAAAACUGA